UAACUUUUCAUUUCCCUCUUCAGUAUUCUCUCCCCUUCUCUGUCUCUCUCGUCAAUAUGAGUGUGUGCAACUGUGCAAGGGCUCUCAAGAAAGAAAAUUGCCUUGGGAGAAAAAAGACAGCCAUUGAACAGCUACUUGAAAUAGAUGGCGCUAUAGAUUUCUUUUUGAUGACUGCCUCCAUGAAUGUCAAUUGGGAAGGCAGCUCCACAGAUAUUGAAAGGCACAAACUAACUGUAAUUGCAGCAGCCGUAAACCGGCAGUUUGAAAUGAAACUUGAUUGCUUCGACGUAAGAUUAACGUGGGCCAAACUCCGGAACCGCUGGGAAACCUGGGUCCGUGCGACCCAUUAUGUGCCUCCCAAAAAGGUUAAUCCUACCACUGGAGAAAUCAAUAUUGAUGACUUCGCCUGGGAUCAAUUAGUGAGGGUAGUUCCGGGCGCGGAAAUUUUUCGAAGGAAAAAAAUGAUUUCGCCAAACAUGGUUUGCACGGUUUUUAACCGUACUCCACCGUCGCUAGCGCCCGAAGAGUUACCAUCAAGGGUUCGCCUGAAUAUGUCAUUAGCAUCUAAAAUGAGGGGAAAAUCUACCGAAGAGGAAGAAUUGAAUGCUUGUAUGGACGAGGUCUACAAAAUUGACAAAUUGAAGAUUUCUGAGAAUUAUGUUUAUUUUUGUUUUGCACUUUUUAGAGAAGGUGAAUUCCGGCGUUGUUUUAAUUUACUUCCCAACAAAACUUUGAAGUAUGAAUAUAUUGUUCUGCAAUAUAAUCUGAAUUUUGAACUAAGCAACUACUUUGUCUGUCAUUUUGUUGGCGGGCAACAUCCAAAAAGGACUGCUGACCAUUUGCUCACCAUCAAACAAGGAGAGAAGGAACCUUUGAGGUCUUACAUAACACGCUUCACCCGAGGAAUGCUAGAGGUAGAAGAAGCAGACGAUAAGGUGCAGCUCACGACCUUCAAGGCUGGAUUGAAGUCCAGAGAUUUUGUGGCUUCCUUGGCUAAAAAUCCCCCCAAGACGAUGGUAGAGGCAUUGUUGAAAGCACAAAAGUAUAUGAACGCUGAAGAAGCUCUGGCAGCCAUAGAUGGAGCAGAAAAAACCAAGGAAAAGGAGGAUGAUUGA
This is a messenger RNA of Quercus lobata, 1115 nucleotides long. RefSeq lists its product as uncharacterized. The transcript has 3 exons. Lineage: Eukaryota; Viridiplantae; Streptophyta; Magnoliopsida; Fagales; Fagaceae. Bases 57 to 1115 code for a protein of 352 amino acids. The record is from RefSeq and is a predicted model, not a curated record.